Oreochromis aureus is the source of this 1782-nucleotide messenger RNA. It is a transcript of the gene c1galt1c1, whose product is annotated as C1GALT1-specific chaperone 1. The coding region runs from base 153 to 1106 and encodes 317 amino acids. Gene Ontology annotation, molecular function: N-acetylgalactosaminide beta-1,3-galactosyltransferase activity. NCBI's taxonomy places the organism in Eukaryota, Metazoa, Chordata, Actinopteri, Cichliformes, Cichlidae. The transcript has 2 exons. The record is from RefSeq and is a predicted model, not a curated record.
GCUUUGUUGAGGUCGUAGAAGAAGAACAGUUGGCUCUAUUGCUGGCUGACGUUUGUAGUCAUUCCAAACAGGACAGCUGGCUGAAGAAAGACGGGAUAAACAGGAGGACAACAGGAGGCACGACAGUAGUAACGCUUCUAGUGUCUGCCAUCAUGUUGUCUGAUGGAUGCUCAUUCAUGAAGGGGAUGCUAUUGGGAGGCGUCUUCUGCUUGGUGCUGUCACUCCUGGGCAGCUUUAAUUUCAGCCCUGAGUCCUCGACAGAAGACCACCAUCAUCACCAUGUUUACGCUCCCACUAAAGACGAGCUGAAACACCUCUCUGACAGUCGAGUGGAGGAGUUGAAGAAUCAAGUGCGGGUCUACUGCAUCAUCAUGGUACAGCCCAAGACUCUUGUGUACUGGGCCACCGUUUUGGACACUUGGAGCAAACACUGUGACAAUGCUGUGUUUUACACCUCAGAGAGCUCCAAGGCACUUGAAGCGGUAGACCUGAAUGAAAAAGAUGACUGGGCGAGGUUGCGCAAAGCUCUCAUCCAUGCGUAUGAGAAUGCCGGGGACCUGCGCUGGUUCUUUGUGGCCCAACCCACCACAUUCGCCAUCAUUGAGAAUCUGAAAUAUCUCAUUCUCGCAAAGGAUCCCAAUGAACCUUUCUACCUGGGAAAUGCUGUCAAGUCAGGAGAGCUCGAGUAUGUGGAGUAUAGCAGUGGGAUUGUACUAAGCUAUGAAGCUCUGAAAAGGCUGAUGACCAUGUUCAAAGAUGAAAGCCAAUGUCCUGAAAGAACCCACACGCUGUGGACGAUGGGUGAAGACAAGCAGCUGGCGUUGUGCCUGAAAUAUGCCGGUGUGUUUGCGGAAAAUGGCGAAGAUAGACAUGGCAAGGGCCUGUUCAACAAGCAGAAUGUGGUCAGCAUGGUAAAACAGAGCAUGCAGGACAAUCCCACUGAUGUAGUGGAGGGCUGUUGCCCUGACAUGGCGGUCACGUACGGCGAGAUGUCCCCAAAUCAGAUGCACGUCAUGAUGUUUGGAGUUUACAGACUUCGUCCUUAUGGGCACGACUUUCAUGAUUGGAUAACGUUUUAUCCCCCUAAAGAUUCGGACAACGAUUAGAGCUUCAGUUCUUCAAGCUUUAUGUGGUAUUUUAACUGUGGUGCUUCUAUGACAGAACACUUAACUUUGGGGAGAUGUUUUUUCUAAAGCUGUUUAUAAAACUGGAUCCUGGGUAGGAUGAACCUUUUUUCUGUAAAUUUGUACCUUUUGCACUUGGCACAAUCAGUAGCCCAUUCCUUUACUGCGUGAUCAAAUAGGAGUUUCAUCCUUACAAGGCAGAUCAAGACAGGUAACAUAUCAAAAAUGUGUCCUCUCCAUAGCUUAGUUACCGUUGUAUGGUUAUGUAUUUUUAAUGUCUUCUUUCUGGUCUUAAAGGUAUGAAGUAAUGAGAGUUUAAUUAUUUAACUCUUUAGAAGUGAACAAGUUCUAUUUUUUUUUUUUUUUUUUUAAUGAAUCACCUUUCUAAUUUAAAGAUUGUAUUGGAGCACCAAUAAUCAGUAUUGAGCCAAUUAUUGUGCAGUCCAGCUCUAAGUUUACUACACUUUUUUCUUCUUCUUCUUUGGCAAUGUUAUACUUGGUUAUCUCACCAUAUGAAGACAUUGUAAAUAAACAAAUUAAAGCCUAUCUUGGUGUUAAAACAAAUUUCUUUUAAAAUCACAUGGUAGUCAAGGUGAAUGGAUAAGGUGACUUUUGUAUAAUAAAAACAAAAUAAAAAAUAAUUAUUAGACAAACUUAA